Molecule: messenger RNA, 1242 nt
Organism: Micromonas commoda
Lineage: Eukaryota; Viridiplantae; Chlorophyta; Mamiellophyceae; Mamiellales; Mamiellaceae
Exons: 2
Coding region: 1-1242 (413 amino acids)
Source: RefSeq, a predicted model, not a curated record
AUGGCGGGCGACAUCUCCCUGACGAACACGGACACCGCGGGCGUCGUGAUCUUCGGCCUCAUCAUGGGCGCGCUGCACGUGCUCAUGGGAGCCGAUCACCUCAUCGCGCUCGCCGUCGUCGCCUCGCCGGGCGCGCCGGAGCGCAAGCCCCGCCGCGACGUGGAAUCCCGCGGCGGCGAUCACCGCGACGGCGACGACGACGACGACGAAAAUCGCGACGCGGAACGCGACCGCCCCGGGAUGCGUCGCGCGCUCCGCGCCGGGAUGCUCGGCGUGCAGUGGGGGAUCGGCCACGCCCUCGGCCUCGCGCUCGUCUGCGCCGUCUUCUUCGCCACGCGUCGGCGCAUGAACCUCGACGACUUCGGCGACUACGCGGACAAGGCGGUGGGCGCGUCCAUGAUCGCCCUCGGGCUAAUCUCGCUCUGGCAUCUUCGAAGGUGGCGAACGCGACGCGAGCGGGAGAGGGCGCACAUCGUCGACGAGCGCGUCGCGGGUGCGGGCGAUCCGGAGGUUCACGACGACGUGGCGUCGGCGUCGGCGUCACAGCUGGCGGCGUCACAGCUGGCGUCGUCCCGUCACGCCAGUCCCGCUCACGUCGCGCUCGUGCUGGAGGCGGGAUCCGAGGAGCACGCCGCCGCGCACGACAUGCGACUGCCCCACAUCCACGUCCCCAGGGGAUCGUCCCCGUCGUCCCCGUCGUCGUCGCCCGCGAAACCCGCGUCGUCGCAGCGGGCGGCGGCGGAGAGGGUCACCUCGCCGGGCGGAGCCGCUCGCUUUGGCGAACAAAAAAUCGACGACGAGUCGAAGGCGGAAGUCGAAUCGUCAACCGAUGACAAGUCCAGACGAGGGUGGUCGAUGUCCAUCGGCCUCGUGCACGGCGUCGCGGGACCGAGCGGGAUCCUCGCGGUGCUGCCCGCGGUGGUGCUGGCGGACGCCGGUAAAUCCGCCGCGUACCUGGUGGCUUUUUUCGUGGCAUCCGCGACGGCGAUGGGCGCCUUCGCCGCCAUCUUCGGAUACGUCACCGACCUCGCCGUGCGACGGCAGAUGGACGACGACGCGCGGCACGAUGGGUGCGAAGACGUCGGGGCGGUCGUUUCGCGCGACGGACGGCGGGUGACGCGCGCGACGGACGCGGCGACGCGGGUGGCGAUGGGUCUCAACCUGGGCGCCGGCGUAUUGGCGGUGGCGGUCGGGACGCUUUGGUUGGCGCUGUCGGGGCUCGGUCUGCUGGGCAGCCUGUGA